AUGCCUUCGCAGGAUCUGAUGGCUUAUUGGGGCUACAAAUUUGAAACACUAUCUGUGCUUCCCGACACAUGGGAUGCAACGCCUCGUGAGACAAUCGAAGGCCGUGUUGACCAAGUUGUCAACAACAAAUCUCAGUACUGUUCGGUUGUCCGGACUGGAAUAGGAAAAGUCAGACUCGUCAUUGGCGGGGAGGUCGACGCAGUCUGGGACUGCAAGCCCGAUAGAAAAGAAGACCCCAUCAAUUGGGUAGAAUUGAAGACGACCGCCGAAAUCUACAAUGAGAGAGACAUGAUUAAAUACGAGCGAAAGCUGCUGAAAUUCUGGGCCCAAUCGUUUCUGCUCGGCGUUCCCAAAAUCGUCGUCGGUUUCCGGAAUCAACAAGGAAUCCUUUUACGGAUAGAGGAGCUCGAAACUCACAGUAUACCUGUCAACGUCAAGAAGUAUGGCAAGGGGAGCUGGGACGGCAACGUCUGCAUCAACUUUGCCGCCGCCUUUCUUGAAUGGCUCAAAACGAUCGUGAACCAAGAAGGCACAUGGCGACUACGGAAGCGAGAGAAAUCGUCAGUUAUCGAGGUCUUCAAGAUUGAAGAAAGUGGGAAUGGCGAUAUUCUCUCCCCGGCCUUCACGUCAUGGAGGACACAGAAGACAUGA
Rasamsonia emersonii CBS 393.64 is the source of this 651-nucleotide messenger RNA. RefSeq lists its product as uncharacterized. Gene Ontology annotation, biological process: nuclear-transcribed mRNA catabolic process; NAD-cap decapping. The record is from RefSeq and is a predicted model, not a curated record. Bases 1 to 651 code for a protein of 216 amino acids. Gene Ontology annotation, molecular function: mRNA 5'-diphosphatase activity. Lineage: Eukaryota; Fungi; Ascomycota; Eurotiomycetes; Eurotiales; Trichocomaceae. Gene Ontology annotation, cellular component: cytosol; nucleus. The transcript has 4 exons.